Messenger RNA from Pneumocystis jirovecii RU7, 1623 nucleotides. Its product is annotated as mitochondrial-processing protease subunit alpha. Gene Ontology annotation, cellular component: mitochondrion. Lineage: Eukaryota; Fungi; Ascomycota; Pneumocystomycetes; Pneumocystales; Pneumocystaceae. Bases 1 to 1623 code for a protein of 540 amino acids. Gene Ontology annotation, molecular function: metal ion binding; metalloendopeptidase activity. The record is from RefSeq and is a predicted model, not a curated record. The transcript has 4 exons.
AUGAAACUUAAUAAAAUAGUUUUUGCACAUAAUACAAAGAAUACAAAACAUAGUUUUCUAAAAAAACAUAUACAAUAUUUAUUUCAAAAAAAGUUAUUUAGUACCUCUAAAAAAACAUAUUUUAAACUUACAAAAAAUUCUAAUGAACUAAAAAAUGAAUAUUCAGAGUUGAGCAAAUCAUUUGUUCUAUCUAAUGGAGUUCGUGUUGUCUCCAAAGCUAUUCCUGGGCAUUUUUCUACCCUUGGAGUAUAUAUUGAUGCAGGUUCAAGAUAUGAACAUGAUAAUAUUAGAGGAACAAGCCACCUUAUAGACAGACUUUCAUUUAAGGCAACUAAAAAUCGAAGUGCAGAAAAUAUGAUAAAUAGUCUUGAGUCUUUGGGAGGGAAUUUCAUGUGUUCUUGUUCUAGAGAAUCAUUGAUAUAUCAAACGGCUAUUUUUAAUAAUGACGUUGAAAACAUGAUCAAAUUGUUGUCAGAAACUAUUCUCGAUCCAAUUAUUACAAAGGAGGAUUUAGAAGAACAAAAGCUUACUGUACAGUAUGAAAUAACUGAAAUAACAUCCAAACCAGAAUUAAUACUCCCGGAAAUGGUUCAUAUUACUGCUUUCAAAAACAAUACGUUAGGAAACCCCUUAUUAUGUCCAAAAGAAAGGCUACCUUUUAUUUCUCUUUCCACUAUUUCCGACUAUCGAGACCUGUUUUAUCGUCCAGAGCGUAUGGUUAUAGCAUUUGUAGGUGUCGAACACGACAAAGCUAGAGAUUUAGCAGAGAAAUAUUUCGGUGACUUCAAAAAUAAAGAAACAUCUUAUAACCCUUUUGUUUUACAAAAUAAAUCACUAGAAUUAGAAUUUCAGGAAAAAGCUCUAUCAAAAAAUACAUCUUCUAUUUCAUUACCUUAUGAUAUCUCUAAAGAAAAAAUGUUUUUACCUGCUCAUUAUACAGGAGGAAUAAUGAAUAUACCUUUAUCAAAACAAAAUCAGGAAUUUACUCAUAUUUAUAUUGCUUUUGAAGGCAUGCCUCUUUCAGACCCAGAUAUUUAUGCAUUAGCUACUCUCCAGAUUCUUUUAGGAGGAGGAGGAUCUUUUAGUGCUGGAGGACCAGGUAAAGGAAUGUAUUCAAGACUUUUCCUAAAUGUAUUAAAUCAAUAUGGAUGGAUAGAAAGUUGUGUUUCAUUUAAUCAUAGUUACACAGAUUCAGGAAUUUUUGGGAUAUCAGCAAGCUGUAAACACGAUGCUGCUCAAGCAUUAAUUAAUAUCAUUUGUCAGGAAUUGGUAUUUACUAUGCACAAGGGACGAAAGGGUAUAAAUAAAAUUGAAACAGAAAGAGCUAAAAAUCAACUAAGAAGUUCACUUAUGAUGAAUUUAGAAAGCAAAAUGAUUAUCUUAGAAGAUUUAGGAAGACAAGCACAAACUAUAAAUCAAAAAAAAAUAACUGCUCAAGAAAUGUGUGACAAAAUAUCUUCAUUAACAGUCAAUGAUUUGCAAAACGUUGCAGAAAAGAUUUUUACAGGCUUAAUAAAAAAUAAAGGUCAAGGAACAGGACAACCUACAAUUGUAAUCCAAGGAAAAGCCGAAAAACUUAGUAAUGCAAGUGAUAUUAUAAAACGUUAUGGAUUAGGAAAAUAA